AUGGAUGGGCAAAACCACCGUACCUCUAUAGAACUCACGGGAAAAGAGAAAGGACUAAAAAGAGGAAUGAAUUUUGCGUUCGGAAGGUCCAUAGUGUAUGGUGCCUCUCCGGUUGUUCGAUCGCCCAACAUGUCUUCUCAGGUCAAUCUCUUGGUUGACCUUUUCGUCGCCCGCCGUGUCUACACUUUCGACGACAUUUCUUCCUCCGACGUCGCUGUCCUCACCUACUCCGGCCAAGACUAUCUUGAAUACAUCGCCAAACACGACCUACGUGUGUACCAAGCGUUCGUACCGCUUAUCGUGGAGGAUAUAAAGCAUUGUCUGUUGAAAUUGGACGGAAUCAUAUUUAAGAAUAUCGCAGUUACCUCGCUGCUGCCGAUUGGAUGCUUCCCACAUUUCACCUCUGCGUCCAAAUUCCAAAGCUGCAACGAGUCAUAUAGCGAAUUGGUGGAACUCCACAACAAGUUGUUGAAAGUAGCCGUGGGCAGGCUCAACGUAGAGGCUAGGCUUAGGAAGAAGGGGCAGAGUUUCUUCAUUAUUGAUAUUCACAAGGCCUUCAUGACCGUCUUGAAGAAAAAAGGGAGAAGAAGGUUUAGAAAUCCAUUGAAGCCGUGCUGCGAAGGUGAUUGUGCUACUGUGGAUAGUAAGGGUGAGAAGAAGUAUAGCUUAUGUGAUGAUCCAAAGUCUGCUUUCUUCUGGGAUAAAGUUAACCCUACCCAAGAAGGAUGGAAAUCGAUUUACUCGGUUUUAGGCAACCCUUUGACCAAAGGAUAA
This is a messenger RNA of Thlaspi arvense, 774 nucleotides long. Lineage: Eukaryota; Viridiplantae; Streptophyta; Magnoliopsida; Brassicales; Brassicaceae. The record is from the annotation of a GenBank genome assembly.